AUGGCUGGACGCAAGUUCGAUCUGCCCGACGUUGAUCUUCCCUCCUCCAAACCCCCCGCCGAUCACUCUCUCAACCCUAGAGUGGAAGCUCUGGGAGGAAGUGAUGAGGAUAAGGUUCUUGGAGGUUUACAAUUUGAUUCCAAAGAUCAAAUGGUGAUAGAUAGCAGCAUACCUUUGUCUCCACAGUGGCUUUAUACGAAACCGAGUGAGAGUAAGAUGGAUGUUCGUUCUCCCUCAUCUCUCUCUUUAGGGGCAGCAAAUGAUCCAGGCCAGAAAGAUUCGUGGCGUUUAGAUGGACCAGAGGAUAAAAAGGACUGGAGAAGGAUUGCAAGUGAGAAUGAAACUAGUCGCCGGUGGCGAGAAGAGGAAAGGGAAACCGGCUUACUUGGUGCCAGAAGAGACCGAAGGAAAGUGGCGGACCGUCGUGCUGAUAUCAUUGCCAGAGAACCUACUGAGAAUAGGCCUGUACUACCUUCCUCAGAGCGAAGGCAUGAUGGAGGGAAUCGUACAGCUGCUGGGCAUGAAGCACCACGACGGGACAAUAACAAAUGGUCAUCUAGGUGGGGCCCAGAAGACAAAGAUAAGGAAAUUCGAGUUGAGAAGAAACAAGAUUUGGAGAAAGAUAAAGAGAAAGAUGAUACUCCUCAAAGUGACAAUCAAGCUUCUACAGGGAACAUCCGAAUAGCUGAGCGUGAGGCAUCAGAUUCUCGUGACAAAUGGAGGCCAAGGCACAGGAUGGAGGUUCAUUCUUCGAGCCCCUCUUCCUAUCGUGCGGCACCGGGAUUUGGGCCAGAGCGAGCUCGAGUUGAAGGAUCAAACACUGGGUUUGCUGUUGGUCGAGGAAGGUCUAGUGCAGCAGGGAGGUCUUUGCCUAUAGGAGCUUCUCCUCCUACUGCCUCCUACAAUUCUGAAAGCAUCAUUGGGAAACCUGCCAUUUUGACUGCCUCAUUUUGCUAUCCAAGGGGAAAACUUCUGGACAUAUAUCGUCGACAGAAGCUUGAUCCAUCAUUCAGUUCUAUGCCUGCGGAAAUGGAGGAAUCUUCCCAAACCUCUGAAGUGACCUGUACAGAACCUUUGGCUUUUGUGACCCCUUAUGGGGAAGAGUUGGCUGUUCUUGCUGAUAUAUGGAAGGGAAAGGUCACAAGUAGUGAAGUGGCAUAUAAUUCAUCCAGAACAGGGAGAUCAAACAAGAAUAGUUCAGCUGGACUUGAUGAAUAUUCUUCUGAGGGGAAAUGUGAUAUUCAGAACUGUCUCCUCAUUAAAGAUUCUGCAUUGGGCCAUGAAAACCAUAACAAUGAUGUUCUGCUAUUGUUAGAGCAAGAUAAAGAUGGCAAUCGUCAAGAAGUUGAAGGAAGAGAAGCUGCUGACAGUUUAAUGGCAGAUACCUUGAGAGAUGAAAAUGGGAUUAAUACAGCUUCAAGUUUUGAACUAAAGAACCAUGUGAAUGUUCACCAGCAUAACGAGUUUGUUGAAGAUAGACAACCUAUUCUGCCGGAUGACCCGAAAUCUCUAUUUUCCCUACCUUCUUCCGAGAAGAACUUGGGGAGUAAUGGAGAGCAAUCAAGUAUUCCGCUCGAGGAAUUGUACUUCUGCUAUAUAGAUCCUCAUGGAAACACUCAAGGGCCAUUUCUUGGAGCAGAUAUAAUCAUGUGGUUUGAAGAGGGUUACUUUGGGACAGAUUUACCAGUUCGCUUAGCAGAUGCUGUUGAAGGCACACCUUUCCAGAAUCUAGGUGAAGUUUUACCCCAACUGCAGUACAAAGAACCAUACUCACAAUCUUUCAUGGAGCAGCAACCUUCCGAUAUGGCCAAUGGAAUCUCGGAGGCCAGCUUAUCAACUAUGGAAAAUGAAGGGCAAUCAUUGACAGAGUCUACUCGCACAAGGAUUUCUGAUACUGAUAAUUCGUCAAAGCAGCCGCCUCCUGAUGAGCAAAGCUUUCAUGAUCUCAGUGUGCAAGAUGAAGAAAUUGUGUUUCCUGGUAGACCUGGCAGUGCUGGCAUUCCCCUUUUACCAUCAUCCGGGAGUCUUCGUGUUCCAGUAACAGUUUCGAACAGUCAUCCAUCUCUUGCCAACGAAUUCACGAAUCCUGGGUUACCAAAGCAAAACGAUACAACCACAUUGCAUCCGUUUGGCCUGUUUUGGUCUGAGCUUGAAAGCUCUCAUGCUAGGCCUCCAGCAACAAAUGAUGUGCAGAGAACCGCCUCAUUUGCUGCAUUGAGUGACCCAGCACCCGAGAAAUGGUCAAACUCCUACAGACAAGACUCACUUCCUAGCCCGAAUCUGCUCCAUGACUCCAUUGUUAAUAAUCGCCGACUGCCACAUUUUGAGCAAGAGCAUAAUCAGGUUGAUCUAGCAGAGCAACUUAUCUCCCGACAAAUUCAGCAGCAGCAGAGUAUGCUAUCUCCUCAUGCUCUCUUAAAUGAAUCACUGAUGCAACAUGGACCUACACAGAAUCGUGGUCACCAUCAUCAUCAGCAGUUGAUGGGUCAUUCUAAUCCCGAUGUCGAGCAUCUUUUAGCACUCCAAAUGCAACAGCAGCGUCAACAUCAGCUCCAACAACAGCAACAGCAACAGCAACAGCAGUUGCAGCUUCAACAACAGCAGAAGCAAUUACAGGAGAGACAGAUAUCUCAAGCUCGGCAGGUGAUUCUUGAACAGCUGUUGCAUGGUCAGGUGCCUGAUCCUGUGAGAGCCAACAAUAUUAUGGAACAAGUUAUCCUGGAGCAGCAACUUCUGCAUGAAAUGCAACAACAGAGGGGUCCCCACCAUCCAUCUUCAAGACAUUUUCACCCAUCCAUGCAGCAAGAGCAGCAGAGGGAUUUAUUUGAGUUGUUAUCACGUGCACAGCAUGGGCAAAUCCAGAACUUAGAGCAACAGUUUCUACUCCGCCAGGAACAGAUUCAGGCAAGACAGCUGGCAGAAGAGCAACAGCUCCUCGAAUCCAUGUGGCCAAUCAAUGAAAAUGAACAGUUCCUUAGGAGUCUUGCCACAAAUCAAAGAACUAAUCAUUCUUCAGGGUUAAGUCCAUUAGAUAUUUAUCAGAGACAGCAGCAGAUGCAAGGCCAUGAGGAGCAGCAGUUGAACCAUCACCUUGAUCGAACGCUAUCCUUUCAAGACCGACUUCGACAAGGUCUUUUCGAUACAGGUGCUGGUGGGCCCUUUGAGCGGUCUAUCUCAAUGCCUCCCGGCGGUGCUUCAGGAAUGAAUAUGGAUGCGGUAAUGACAAAUGCAAUGGGUGGUCAUCCUCUGAAUCCGCAUCACCACCCAGGAGUUGCUGACGAGUGGAUGGAAUCUCGAAUCCAGCAGUUGCAGAUCAAUAAGAAACGUGAGGAAGCCGAAGCCAAAAUGGUUGCAGCUGCUGAGGAUCGUGCAAGUUUAUGGAUGUCAGACAACGGAAUGAAUGAGGACAAAUCGAGGCAACUGCUGAUGGAAUUGCUUCAUCAGAAAUCCGGCCAUCAAGAUGCUCUACACAUGAAUGACGCAAGAUCUUUUGACAGAACUUCUGAUCUUAUUUACAAUGCGGGGACCCCUAACCACGAAUCAACCAUGAACAGCUCGUUCCCAAUCGGGUCCUACGGUUCUAAUCCUCGCAAAACAGGGGACUUUGUGACGGGCGAAGACCAGUUCGUAAAUUCUGGAGGAAAGAGGUUUUUGUUGAAUGAGGCUCCUCCCCAAGUGGGGUUUACGGAAAGGAGUAUGAUGAGGGGUUCUUCAUUCUUGGAUGUUCAAGAUGGCAGCAUAGCUGAACAGGCAAGAUUCGGUGGUGGCGCUGGUAUGGAGGCACAUAUUACUGGGCUUAGCAGAAACUCUUCAAUUGGGUUUUAUGACGACAAGGUUGUACAAAAAGGAAGCUUUACUGAUGAGAUGCACAUGAAUCAGUUAAGUGCAGCACAAAAGGGGCAAGAAAAUGUCAUGCUGAGACGUCCACCUUCGUCUCGAUCAUCCUCAUCCCAUGAGGGGGUAUCCGACCUGGUCUCCGAAUCAUCACUCCGUGGGAAAGGCGGCUUAACCACCAUCGAUGGAAUCAACUCGACAAACCAUGGUUCGGAGAAUAUUGUCAAGAAAGACAACAUGAGGUUCCGACGAACUUCAUCAUACGGGGAUGGCGGCGAGGUAUCCGAGCCAUCGUUCAUAGACAUGCUGAAGAGUAAUGCGAAGAAAGGUCCGGAAGUGGCAGCAAUGCAGCAGCAGCAGCAGCAGCCGCAAGGUGUUGGUGGAGGGAGUGUUGUUCCGUCGGAAGGGAUGACGGAGGGAGGAGGGCAAGGAGGGAAAGGUGGGGGGAAGAAGAAAGGGAAGAAAGGGAGGCAAAUAGAUCCGGCACUGCUUGGUUUUAAAGUCACAAGCAACCGUAUCAUGAUGGGUGAAAUCCAACGCCUAGAUGAUUAG
This is a messenger RNA of Linum trigynum, 4386 nucleotides long. The record is from the annotation of a GenBank genome assembly. NCBI's taxonomy places the organism in Eukaryota, Viridiplantae, Streptophyta, Magnoliopsida, Malpighiales, Linaceae.